Molecule: messenger RNA, 2452 nt
Organism: Trachemys scripta elegans
Lineage: Eukaryota; Metazoa; Chordata; Testudines; Emydidae
Product: zinc finger protein 2 homolog
Exons: 10
Coding region: 41-2452 (803 amino acids)
Biological process (GO): positive regulation of reciprocal meiotic recombination
Cellular component (GO): nucleus
Molecular function (GO): histone H3K36 methyltransferase activity; recombination hotspot binding; histone H3K4 methyltransferase activity
Source: RefSeq, a predicted model, not a curated record
CCCCCGCCCCGCCCGCAGCCCUUUGUCCAGCCUAGGAGCCAUGGCCGGGGCCGGGGGCCCAGCGCGGCGGCUGCUCCGGCCCCGCCGGCAGCGGGGCGGUGAGGAGGCACCGGGAGAGCAUCUCGCCUGUGAGCGAAAAGCUGAGGAGGAGCGGCAAAGUGCAGAGCUGCUGAAACAGACGGAAGCCGAGAGGCAGAAGAUCGUUGCGGAGUGGAAGGAGCUGCGAGGGUUUCUGGAGGAGCAGGAGCAGCUCCUGCUGUCCCAGCUGGAAGAGCUAGCCAGAGCCAUCGUCAGGAGACGGGACAAGGGCGUCUCCAGACCGUCCGGGGAGAUUUCCCUGCUCGGAGAGGAGGGGCAGCAGCAGCCAGGGAGCCAAUCCCCACAGGGUGCUGGAUGCACUGAGAGCAGCAGGGAGGACGGGCCGUUUCAGAAGCCAGAGCCAGGGUUUGCGGAGCUGGAGAAGAGACUCAGCGAUUUCUCUCUGAAAAGUGCCAUCCUGCAGGAGGUGCUGCUGGGAUUCAAAGAGACUCUGCGACUGGAGCUGGAGAACAACACAGCAGGUGAUGGGGCAGUGAGUGAGAACGAGGAGGCGAAUCCACAGCAGGGAGAUACUCAGCAUGUGGAACCACCCGGGAUGUUAUCAGAAAGAUCUGAAAAGAAUAUUCACUGGAAUCGUGAGCAGAGAAAAGGUCAUGAGAGUCCGCUCUGGCCAGAGAAGCAGCAGGGAAAUCAGCCAGGGGAUGGUCGGGGAAGUAGCCAGGACCUCCAGGAAACCACAGCCCAGCAGAGAAUCCCCCCAGGAGUGAGAAAAAACACCUGCACGGAGUGUGGGAAAACCUUCAGUAGCUGCUCAGCUCUUAUUACACAUCAGAGUAUCCACAUGGGCAAGACACCCUAUAGAUGCUGCGAGUGCGGGAAAAGCUUCAAUCGGAACUCGCACCUUAGUAGACAUCGGAGACUCCACACAGGACAGAGACCCUUUAAAUGCUCCGAGUGCGGGAAAAGUUUCAGUGUGAGCUCAAACCUUAUUGCACAUCAGACAAUCCACACAGGAACCAGACCCUUUACCUGUUCUGAGUGCGGGAAAAGCUUCAAUCGGAACUCAAACCUUAUUACACAUUUUAGAAUCCACACGGGCAGUAGACCUUUCACAUGUGCUGACUGUGGGAAAAGCUUCACUGACAGCUCAAACCUUACUCAGCAUCAGAGAACGCAUGUGGGGGAGAGACCCUAUAGAUGUUCAGAGUGCGGGAAAAGCUUCACUCGGAGCUCCGACCUUAUUAGACAUGAAACAAUCCACACAGGAGACAGACCCUUUAAAUGCUCAGCGUGUGGGAAAAGUUUCAAUCAGAACUCACACCUUAUUACGCAUCAGAGGAUCCACAAGGGAGAAAUCCCCACAGGCGAGAGAAACAACACGUGCACGGAGUGUGGGAAAACCUUCAGUAGCCGUUCAAGCCUUAUUACACAUCAGCGGAUCCACACAGGAGAGCGACCCUAUAACUGCUGUGAGUGUGGGAAAAACUUCAGUCGGAGCUCAACCCUUAUUAUACAUCAGAGAAUCCACACAGGAGAGAGACCUUAUGGAUGUGGUGAGUGUGGCAAAACCUUCAGUCAGCGGUCACAUCUUAUUACGCAUCAGAGAAUCCACACAGACGACAGGCCCUAUGAAUGCUGUGAGUGUGCAAAAAACUUCAGUAUGAUCUCACACCUUAUUAGACAUCAGAGGAUCCACACAGGAGAGAGGCCCUAUGAGUGCUGUGAGUGCAGGAAAACCUUCAGUUACCGAUCAGGCCUUAUUACACAUCGGCGAAUCCAUACAGGAGAGAGGCCCUAUGGAUGCUGUGAGUGCGGGAAAACCUUCAGUCAGAGCUCACACCUUAUUACACAUCAGAGAAUCCACACAGAAGACAGGCCCUAUGAGUGCUGUCAGUGCAGGAAAACCUUCACUCGACACGCACAUCUUAUUAGACAUCAGCAGAUCCACACAGGAGAGAGACCCUAUGAAUGCUGUGAAUGCAGGAAGAACUUCACUCGGAGCUCACAUCUUAUUACACAUCAGAGGAUCCAUACAGGAGAAAGACCCUAUAGAUGCUCCGACUGUGGGAAAAGCUUCCAUCAGAGCUCAGCUCUUAUUUAUCAUCAGAGAAUCCACAAGGUCAGCUCCCAGACUGCUGCACUGGGCAUCACAGUAUGGGGAGAAGGUGACCAGCCUUCUGUGGUGAAAGAAGUGGUUCGGGACUAUUUAGAAAAACUGGACGAGCACAAGUCCAUGGGGCCGGAUACGCUGCGUCCCAGGGAGCUAAAGAAGUUGGCGGAUGUGAUUGCAGAGCCAUUGGCCAUUAUCUUUGAAAACUCAUGGCGAUCGUGGGAGGUCCUGGAUGACUGGAAAAAGGCUAAUGUAGUGCCCAUCUUUAAAAAAGGGGAGGAAUACCGAACCCCCCACUCAUAG